AUGUACAGCUUUUUGGGAGGUGGAUUAGUCUGUGCUGGAGUUGGAAAUAUACUGCUGGUUGUUUCCACAGCCACAGAUUACUGGAUGCAAUAUCGCCAAGCCAGUGGUGACAUACACCAGGGUCUGUGGCGCUACUGUGUGCCUGGGAAAUGCAUGAUACAACCUAGCAACACUGCUUACCUGGAUGGCAUCAGUGCAUAUAUGAUCUUGGCUAUCAUAACAGGCUUCCUUGGCAUGCUUAUGGGCAUCGCGGCUUUCAUUAACUACAACUCUGUUGAUGGCUUAAACGGAACAUUUCUUGCUGCACUUUUUUAUUACAUCUCAUUCUUUUCCGUGCUUCCUGCGAUGGCUGUAUACACUGGGGUGAUUGUGUUCUACUAUGGGAAGCGAUACGAAAACUGGAGAUUCUCCUGGUCGUAUAUAAUGGGCUGGGUGUCAGUGGUGCUUACAUUCUUUGCAGGUAUAUUUCAUAAAUAUUCUAUAUUACAUUUGGGCAGAUACAAUGCCUAG
Messenger RNA from Tachysurus vachellii, 510 nucleotides. RefSeq names its product lens fiber membrane intrinsic protein-like. Gene Ontology annotation, molecular function: structural constituent of eye lens. The record is from RefSeq and is a predicted model, not a curated record. The coding region runs from base 1 to 510 and encodes 169 amino acids. Lineage: Eukaryota; Metazoa; Chordata; Actinopteri; Siluriformes; Bagridae. Gene Ontology annotation, cellular component: plasma membrane. The transcript has 3 exons.